Molecule: messenger RNA, 2118 nt
Organism: Gamsiella multidivaricata
Lineage: Eukaryota; Fungi; Mortierellomycota; Mortierellomycetes; Mortierellales; Mortierellaceae
Product: T-complex protein 1 subunit eta
Exons: 4
Coding region: 315-1988 (557 amino acids)
Biological process (GO): protein folding
Cellular component (GO): chaperonin-containing T-complex
Molecular function (GO): ATP binding; ATP-dependent protein folding chaperone; ATP hydrolysis activity
Source: RefSeq, a predicted model, not a curated record
CCUCCUCCUAACUUGCAUCCGUCUCACUACCCACCCACAUCCCGCUCCAUCAAUCCCUCAUCCCCUUCACAAUGUCGCGCCAACAGCAGAUGAUGGUAAAUAACAACAUGCGUGCUCUUUCUGUUCGAGGAUACUAUUAAAUCCCUACAGGAGCAACACGUGGAAGGCACGAAAGAGGUCGUGUAUACAUCAGCAGCAAACAACCUCGACAGGUGACGUUUGCGAGAUGGCGAUGGAUACGUGGAUAACUCCUCCAGGACAACGCAUGACUGAUUUACGAUCAAUGGAGAGACAGGAAGAAAAUAACACUAUGGAUGGGUCGUGCUCAUCUGCAGAUCGCGACUCGAGGUCAACCACAAAUCAUCCUUCUGAAGGAUGGUACAGACAGCUCUCAGGGCAAGGGUCAGCUCCUUUCCAACAUUAACGCCUGCCUGGCUGUCGUCGAUACUGUCAGGACCACUCUCGGACCUCGCGGCAUGGACAAGCUCAUCGUCGACGAGAAGGGCACUGUUACUAUUUCAAACGAUGGUGCUACCAUUAUGAAGCUCCUCGAUAUUGUCCACCCAGCCGCCAAGACGCUUGUCGACAUUGCUCGUUCUCAGGAUGCGGAGGUCGGAGAUGGUACAACCUCGGUCGUGCUUUUGGCAGGAGAGCUCUUGAAGGAAGUCCGCUCGUACAUCGAAGAAGGCGUCAAUCCUCAGGUGAUCAUCAAGGGAUACAGAAAGGCUGCCCAGCUCGCCAUCAACAAGGUCAAGGAGAUCGCUGUUCGUGUUGAGCGCAAGGACGAGGCCGAGUUCCGCUCGUUGUUGGAGAAGUGUGCCGCAACUGCCAUGUCCUCGAAGCUGAUCCAGUCCCAGACAGAGUUCUUUACCAAGAUGGUUGUCGACGCCGUGCUGCAUUUGGAUCAGGAAGAUCUGGAUGAGAGCCUGAUCGGUAUGAAGAGAGUCACUGGAGGUGCCAUGCAGGAUUCGUUGCUGAUUGAUGGUGUUGCCUUCAAGAAAACUUUCUCGUACGCCGGAUUCGAGCAGCAGCCUAAGAGCUUCAAGAACCCCAAGGUCCUGUCUUUGAACGUCGAACUGGAGUUGAAGGCCGAGAGGGAUAAUGCUGAAGUCCGCGUUGAGGCUGUCGAUGAAUACCAAAAGAUUGUGGACGCUGAAUGGAAAAUCAUUUAUGACAAGUUGGAGGCGAUUGUCAACACUGGCGCCAAGGUCGUCUUGUCAAAGCUGCCCAUUGGAGAUCUUGCGACUCAAUACUUUGCGGAUCGUGAUAUUUUCUGUGCUGGCCGUGUUCCUGCUGGUGAUCUCAACCGCGUUGUCCAAGCCGUCGGAGGAUCGAUCCAGUCGACCUGCUCCGAUAUCGAGUCCAAGCACUUGGGCACAUGCGAGACCUUUGAGGAGAAGCAGAUUGGAGGCGAGCGUUUCAACUUUUUCCAGGGCUGCACUCAGGCCAAGACCUGCACAUUGAUCCUCAGAGGAGGUGCGGAGCAGUUCAUCGCUGAGGUCGAGCGUUCAUUGCACGAUGCCAUCAUGAUUGUCCGUCGUGCGAUCAAGAACUCAUUGGUCGUUGCCGGAGGUGGAGCUACGGAGAUGGAGAUCUCGAAAUACCUCCGUGAUUACUCGAGAACCAUUGCCGGAAAACAGCAGUUGAUUAUCGGGGCAUUUGCGCGUGCAUUGGAGGUGAUCCCUCGCCAGCUCUGCGACAAUGCUGGAUUCGAUGCGACCGACAUCUUGAACAAGCUGAGGAUGAAGCACGCACAGGGCUCACUGUGGAGUGGAGUCGACAUUGAGUCCGAGUCGAUUGCAGAUAACAUGAAGGCCUUUGUCUGGGAGCCCGCACUGGUCAAGACCAACGCCAUGGCGGCCGCUACGGAGGCUGCGUGCUUGAUCCUGUCAGUCGACGAGACUGUCAAGAGCCCUCAGAGCCAGAACCCUGCCGCAAACGCUCGUGGUGGACCCAGAGGCCGUGGUCGUGGAGUUCCCCGCCGUUAAGAGGGUCCGAAGAGAGAAAAGAACAGAAAAAGGAGAGAGUAGAGAUGUGUGUUUUUGGCACAGGCAGGAGUUGCACUACGGCCCCCACUAAGAGUUUUUCGUUUACUAUUAAAGUGUAUUUCAUCGUAUA